CGCACUUGGAGACACGAUGUGACAUUUGGCCACGCGUAAUUUGGCGCAUUUGGAGAGCUGUGCGCACCGUGCAUGCACCGCUUUGCAUGCGAUGUUUUGACUGUGUCUGUGCGCCUGUUGGAGUGAGUCCAAGGAUGCUGCGGCUUAUCUGGCUGCCGGAGUGCCGCCGCGCAACACGGGGCUGCACCAUCCACAUGUGCUGAGCAGGAGAGGCGCGGAUCAGGCGCGUUGUCACACCUUGUGGUCUGGUCGCACUAUGGAUCACUCCCGGGACAUUUGAGCAUCUCCUGCGUGUCCUUCCCAGGCUGCACCAUGGGGAACAGCUUCACUAACCUGGGUGCCUUCCAGUCUUUGCACAUAGUCAUGCUCGGUUUGGACUCUGCGGGGAAAACCACCGUGCUGUACCGGCUCAAAUUCAACGAGUUCGUCAACACGGUGCCCACCAUCGGCUUCAACACGGAGAAGAUCCGGCUGGGAGGAGCGGGGGCCUCCCGGGGCAUCAGCUGCCACUUCUGGGACGUGGGGGGCCAGGAGAAGCUGCGGCCCCUGUGGAAGCCGUACAGCCGCUGCACGGACGGCAUCGUGUACGUGGUGGACUCGGUGGACGCGGAGCGGCUGGAGGAGGCCCGCACCGAGCUGCACAAGAUCACGCGUUCAGUGGAGAACCAGGGCACCCCGCUGCUGGUCAUCGCCAACAAGCAGGACCUGCCCCGGGCUCUGGAUGUGGGGGAGAUCGAGAAGCAGCUGGCCCUCUCAGAGCUCCCCCCCUCCACCCCCUUCCAUGUCCAGCCGUCCUGCGCCAUCAUCGGCGAGGGGCUGGAGGAGGGCAUGGAUAAACUGUACGAGAUGAUCGUGAAGAGGAGGAAGUCUCUGAAGCAGAAGAAGAAGAGGCCGUGAUGGCGUAGACAUAUAUAGAACUUUGCAGAAAUAUAGAUACAGCUCCAGUUAAAAUAAAGUGACCACUGCAACUGGUUUGACUAUCUAUAGGAAUCUAUUUGAGUAAAUUAACAUUUUUGUUUUAUUCUCUAAACUUCUGACAACAUUUCUCCCAAAUUCUCCUUUUUGCUUUAACGUCAAAUACAGUUAUGUUUACAAUUAAUAUAAGUAUGUUUUUAUACAUCUAUAUUUAUUUAUCUUUUAUUUUAUUUAUGCAAUUUUGAUUGGCAUCAUUGCAUUCAUUUAUUUAUGCAAAUUGAAUUACUAUUUUUGGAAAUGUGGGAGCGAUGUCAGUAGUUUAGAGAAUAAAACAAAAACGUUAAUUUAACUCAACUUUAUACCUAUAGAUAGCAAAAAAGUGGUUUCUUAAUUUCACAGCUUUACAUAUAGCAGAUAUAUUAAAAAAAAACACAAUGAAGCAGAAAUAUCAUCAUAGUCUCCAUAUAUUACAUAAAUAUAUUAAUAUAGUGAUGCUAAAACAUAUUGUCACUCAUUAGGAUAUAUGAUUGUAUAUGAAUGUUUUAGAGGGACAUAAGGAAAGAGAGCUGUCUUAACUCCAUUUACCAACAUUUAAAUGGACAGAAAACAACUAAAUCAAAAAUAUGAUUGACAGAAACACACAAAAAAGUGAUUAUAAAUGUCAUCUUCUUGCCUUGUUAAACAGUUUGAACCUUUCCUUACAGGCAGAUAGUGUCUCUAAGUCCCUGAUGUAGAAAUAUACAAAUAAGACUGUUUUAUUAGGGAUACUUUAUAGAUAAUAUAACGAGACUGUUGUUAAUGUGAUGCUGAGAGAUGGUGUUGCACCAAAGAAGAUUCCCAGAGAAGACAAACCUCUUCCAUCCAUCCUCCACUUGUAUUUGUUCCUGUCUGACUUUGACUGUUUCCCUCAGUCCAUAACAAGCGUUUUAUAUUUUACAUGAGCAUUUAACUCCUUGAUUUUAGCAGCAACACUUCAUUUCUUCCAAGAAAAGUAACAACUAGUCGCACAAUCUGAAUUUGCUGCACCAUCAAUUAAUGCUAACUAAUCUCCAGAAGCAGUUUGCUGCCAAAUACUUGCAGAGAGCUCAUCCAGUGGCCAUCAAAAAAAGCUUGAUUUGUUGCAAAUGUAUAUACAGGGAUAUGGAAACUCAGAUUAAUGUAGCUAUAUGUGCAGAAGAUUCUCAUUUGUACGGUUUCCAACAGGUGCAAACGCAUUUGAACAGUCCUUACAUUAGGAGAAACACACUGCAGCUUCAGAAGCGAUGCAAAUAGAAAAACACAAAAGUGUCAAAGUACAUGCAAAUGAGGAAACAUCUUCUGCAACUUGACAAAGCAUGCGCAGCGUUUACUAAAAGCGCUGCAUAUAAACACUGCAAGAAGGAAACGGGGACGGAAACGGGGACACUAAAAAGUGACGCACACAGCUGGGAGCGGCUUGUUGAUGUUCUGGGAUUAUAAUGUCGUCUAACUAUCAAUGUUGGCAGAGUUAGUCAGUCUCUCAGUAUAUUUGAAAUGAUUAAGUUAGUUAAAUUAGCUAGCUAGCUUACAGCGGCUAUUAUAUCUGAAGGACAUUGUUAAAAUAAGACCAUAAAACAUUUUACAACAGUGACAGCUGGGCAGCUUUCGAAUCUCCGAACCUCAACAAGCGCUCCGCUCCCAGCUGUGUGCGUCACUUUUGAGUGCAGUGUUUUGUUUAUCCAGCGCUUUUAGUAAACGCUGUUCAUGUGUUGUCAAGUUGGUGAAGAUGUUUCUCCAUUUGGAUGUGUUUUGGCACUUUUUGUAUUUGCAU
Messenger RNA from Trematomus bernacchii (emerald rockcod), 2704 nucleotides. RefSeq names its product ADP-ribosylation factor-like protein 4C. Bases 313 to 897 code for a protein of 194 amino acids. Gene Ontology annotation, molecular function: GTPase activity; GTP binding. Gene Ontology annotation, cellular component: cytoplasm. NCBI's taxonomy places the organism in Eukaryota, Metazoa, Chordata, Actinopteri, Perciformes, Nototheniidae. Gene Ontology annotation, biological process: endocytic recycling; intracellular protein transport. The record is from RefSeq and is a predicted model, not a curated record. The transcript has a single exon.